Messenger RNA from Rhizophagus irregularis DAOM 181602=DAOM 197198, 1154 nucleotides. NCBI's taxonomy places the organism in Eukaryota, Fungi, Glomeromycota, Glomeromycetes, Glomerales, Glomeraceae. The record is from RefSeq and is a predicted model, not a curated record.
CAUUUUUAUUUAUAAGGCGUCAAAACGCAAAAGGGAAAUGGGCUAAGUUAUUUUCGCGUUAAUGCAUCGUACGUUUCUUAUUGUAAGCGAUAUCCAUUAUCGCUUGGAUAACAUAAAAAAACUUCAAAUUUGGCUAAUUCAAAAAGAUCGAUUAAAAGAAAUUGAUUUUAUUAUCGCAUGUGGAGAUCUUGUAAAUGGAACACCUAUAACCACAGAAAAAGAUAAGCAAGAGUUUCAGGAAGUAAUUUCCGCUUUAAAGUGCUUUGACAAGCCAUUAUAUUAUAUACCAGGAAAUCAUGAUCCGGACACUUCUUUUCUUCCGCAAGAUCAAAAAGAUAAUUUAAACCAAACUAGUGAUGAAAGGCCAAUAACAAGGAAUUUUCAUAAUGAAUCUGUACAACUAGCACCUGGAUUAAGCAUUGUAGGCUUUGGAGGAUCAAUAGAUGGGGUGCUAAGAAACUCUCCUGAGACUGUAAUUUGGCCAGCAUGUCCAGAGAAUACCGAAACUUUUCUCGCUGAAAAACUACCAAUUUUAAUUGAUCAAGUUAAUAAUGAUGAUAUUAUUCUUGUUACACACUUUGGUCCGUUCAAAACUGGAACCACUGAUGUAGAUAAGUAUCCUUUACAAUCUUCUUAUGCGAUUGAAUCAGGAAGGUAAUUAAUUGAAGCAUUUUACUUUAAUGAUUUGAUUCCUUACUAAUUCUUUGCAAUAAUGAAUGGUCAGCAAAGUUUUACGUGACAUGAUCGCUUCCCGAUCUCCUUUAUCACCAGAUGAAUCAUCUAAACAAUAUAUCAUGCUUAAUAUUCAUGGUCAUUCGCAUUAUCCGUUUGGUCUUUCGCAUAUUGGCCAAACUAUGAUUGUUAAUCCUAGUGCACUAAGAGAUGGCAGAUUUGCAAUCUUGUCUUUAGCGCAAAUAGAUAAAGACGAAUUUAUGGAGAAGGACAAGGAGAGAAGAGAAUAUAUGAAAAGUUUUUCUCGAGACAAAAUUUGGAUCCUUGGAGGAGUGGAAUUUUUAUUAUUAUAGUUAAUUUCUCACAAAAAUGUCCAAUAGUUUAUUAAUUAUUACGGCUUCAAGUAAUUUAACAAAUUUAACAAGAUUUAAAAUUUUUAAAAUCAUGAAUACAUUGAAUACAUUAUUGUAUUUGAAUUCGUG